GGGCGGCUGGCCGGGCAGAGGGGCUCCUUGUGAGCUUGUGAGGAACUUUCUACUUAAGAAUGACCAAGUGGCCUUGUGGGAAGGAAGAGGGUUGCCAUUUGUUAAUGGUGUUUAUAAAUUGCUAUUGGAUUAGUAUAAGCUGCAAAGCAGCUACUAAUUUAUUUUCUUUAACUAGGAGAAUCAUAAUAUGGACAUUUUGGAUAGGCAUCUUUUUAAUUUUCUAAAGAUUUCCAAAAUUGGUAAUGUUAUUUCUAAUUAGGAAGUUUGGUUGAAAAUAAGUUUCUGAACUCUGUGUCAAAUCUAGUAGCUACUUCCAAUUUGUAAUUAAAAAAAGAAAAAGUCUUCAAAGGUUGAAUGUGCCUUCAUGGAUUCUCCAGCAUGAGCAAACUGAAGUAUCCAAAACUGAAUUAAAAAUUUCAUCUAAAUUAUACCUUCUUCUUAGCUUUACUAUACUUAGUGUCAAACUGAUUUCUUAGAUUUCGUAGUCACUUAGUUUUGAAACCUUGAUUCCUUUCCUCUUCGUCACUUCUACGUCUAGUCAGUUAUUUGUUGAAUGCCAUGUAUGUGUAAAGCAGUUUCAGAUUUCACUCCUGUGAGUUCUAUUUCCAUUGCUAUUGGAUGCCUAGUGAGGAAAGCUCCUUUUCUCAUAUCUACCUGUACAAUUUUACUUGUGGGUUUUUUUUUUUUUUGAGACAGAGUCUCGCUCUGUUGCCAGGCUGGAGUGCAGUGGCGCAAUCUCAGCUCACUGCAACCUCCGACUCCCUGGUUCAAGCAAUUUUCCUGCCUCAGCCUCCUGAGUAGCUGGGAUUACAGGCACACGCCACCACGCCCAGCUAAUUUUGUUUUGUAUUUUUAGUAGAGACGGGGUUUCAUGAUGUUGGCCAGGAUGGUCUCAAACUCCUGACCUCGUGAUCCACCCGCCUCGGCCUCCCAAAGUGCUGGGAUUACAGGCGUGAGCCACCACGCCUGGCCAGAGCCAGGUUAACUACUAAGUCUUCCUCCUGAAAACCUUACUUUGUUCCUCUAGUUGUAAGUGGCCUUUGCCAUUGUACCACUCUGGUGGUGCUGAGUUCUGACAUGUAUUAUAUAGAUCUCUGCAUGUGACACCCCCAUCCCAAUCUUUUUUUUUUUUUUUUUGAGACAGAAUCUCACUCUGUUGCCCGGUCUGGAGUGCACUGGCACAAUCUUGGUUCACUGCAACCUCCAUAUCCCAGGUUCAAGCGAUUCUCCUGCCUCAACCUCCUGAGUAACUGGGAUUACAGGCCUGCGCCAUCACACCCGGCUAAUUUUUUUGUAUUUUUAGUAGAGACGGGGUUUCACCAUUUUGGCCAGGCUGGUCUCGAACUCCUGACCUCAGGUGAUCUCCCCACCUCAGCCUCCCAGAGUGCUGGGAUUUUAGAUGUGAGCCACCACGCCUGGGUCCUUUCCCCAAUCUUACAGAAGUGUAUGCUGACUUGUAAAGUGAAGAAGCCAGUGGUGCUGCGGGUGUUCUUUUGGGGUAGUGUCUGGGAUCCAGUACGAGUUGAAUCAUUGUUCAAAUAAGGUGUAAUUGAAAAGUGAUCCUCUCUUCAGAGAUGUCAAAAACAAACAAAUCCAAGUCUGGAUCUCGCUCUUCUCGCUCAAGAUCUGCAUCAAGAUCUCGUUCUCGUUCAUUUUCGAAGUCUCGGUCCCGAAGCCGAUCUCUCUCUCGUUCAAGGAAGCGCAGGCUGAGUUCUAGGUCUCGUUCCAGAUCAUAUUCUCCAGCUCAUAACAGAGAAAGAAACCACCCAAGAGUAUAUCAGAAUCGGGAUUUCCGAGGUCACAACAGAGGCUAUAGAAGGCCCUAUUAUUUCCGUGGGCGUAACAGAGGCUUUUAUCCAUGGGGCCAAUAUAACCGAGGAGGCUAUGGAAACUACCGCUCAAAUUGGCAGAAUUACCGGCAAGCAUACAGUCCUCGUCGAGGCCGUUCAAGAUCCCGGUCCCCAAAGAGAAGGUCCCCUUCACCAAGGUCCAGGAGCCAUUCUAGAAACUCUGAUAAGUCGUCUUCUGACCGGUCAAGGCGCUCCUCAUCCUCCCGUUCUUCCUCCAACCAUAGCCGAGUUGAAUCUUCUAAGCGCAAGUCUGCAAAGGAGAAAAAGUCCUCUUCUAAGGAUAGCCGGCCAUCUCAGGCUGCCGGGGAUAACCAGGGAGAUGAGGCCAAGGAGCAGACAUUCUCUGGAGGCACCUCUCAAGAUACAAAAGCAUCUGAGAGCUCGAAGCCAUGGCCAGAUGCCACCUACGGCACUGGUUCUGCAUCACGGGCCUCAGCAGUUUCUGAGCUGAGUCCUCGGGAGCGAAGCCCAGCUCUCAAAAGCCCCCUCCAGUCUGUGGUGGUGAGGCGGCGGUCACCCCGUCCUAGCCCCGUGCCAAAACCUAGUCCUCCACUUUCCAGCACAUCCCAGAUGGGCUCAACUCUGCCGAGUGGUGCCGGGUAUCAGUCUGGGACACACCAAGGUCAGUUCGACCAUGGUUCUGGGUCCCUGAGUCCAUCCAAAAAGAGCCCUGUGGGUAAGAGUCCACCAUCCACUGGCUCCACAUAUGGCUCAUCUCAGAAGGAGGAGAGUGCUGCUUCAGGAGGAGCAGCCUAUACAAAGAGGUAUCUAGAAGAGCAGAAGACAGAGAAUGGAAAAGAUAAGGAACAGAAACAAACAAAUACCGAUAAAGAAAAAAUAAAAGAGAAAGGGAGCUUCUCUGACACAGGCUUGGGUGAUGGAAAAAUGAAAUCUGAUUCUUUUGCUCCCAAAACUGAUUCUGAGAAGCCUUUUCGGGGCAGUCAGUCUCCCAAAAGGUAUAAGCUCCGAGAUGACUUUGAGAAGAAGAUGGCUGACUUCCACAAGGAGGAGAUGGAUGAUCAAGAUAAGGACAAAGCUAAGGGAAGAAAGGAAUCUGAGUUUGAUGAUGAACCCAAAUUUAUGUCUAAAGUCAUAGGUGCAAACAAAAACCAGGAGGAGGAGAAGUCAGGCAAAUGGGAGGGCCUGGUAUAUGCACCUCCAGGGAAGGAAAAGCAGAGAAAAACAGAGGAGCUGGAGGAGGAGUCUUUCCCAGAGAGAUCCAAAAAGGAAGAUCGGGGCAAGAGAAGCGAAGGUGGGCACAGGGGCUUUGUGCCUGAGAAGAAUUUCCGAGUGACUGCUUAUAAAGCAGUCCAGGAGAAAAGCUCAUCACCUCCCCCAAGAAAGACCUCUGAGAGCCGAGACAAGCUGGGAGCGAAAGGAGAUUUUCCCACAGGAAAGUCUUCCUUUUCCAUUACUCGAGAGGCACAGGUCAAUGUCCGGAUGGACUCUUUUGAUGAGGACCUCGCACGACCCAGUGGCUUAUUGGCUCAGGAACGCAAGCUUUGCCGAGAUCUAGUCCAUAGCAACAAAAAGGAACAGGAGUUUCGUUCCAUUUUCCAGCACAUACAAUCAGCUCAGUCUCAGCGUAGCCCCUCAGAACUGUUUGCCCAACAUAUAGUGACCAUUGUUCACCAUGUUAAAGAGCAUCACUUUGGGUCCUCAGGAAUGACAUUACAUGAACGCUUUACUAAAUACCUAAAGAGAGGAACUGAGCAGGAGGCAGCCAAAAACAAGAAAAGCCCAGAGAUACACAGGAGAAUAGACAUUUCCCCCAGUACAUUCAGAAAACAUGGUUUGGCUCAUGAUGAAAUGAAAAGUCCCCGGGAACCUGGCUACAAGGCUGAGGGAAAAUACAAAGAUGAUCCUGUUGAUCUCCGCCUUGAUAUUGAACGUCGUAAAAAACAUAAGGAGAGAGAUCUUAAACGAGGUAAAUCGAGAGAAUCAGUGGAUUCCCGAGACUCCAGUCACUCAAGGGAAAGGUCAGCUGAAAAAACAGAGAAAACUCAUAAAGGAUCAAAGAAACAGAAGAAGCAUCGGAGAGCAAGAGACAGGUCCAGAUCCUCCUCCUCUUCCUCCCAGUCAUCUCACUCCUACAAAGCAGAAGAGUACACUGAAGAGACAGAGGAAAGAGAGGAGAGCACCACGGGCUUUGACAAAUCAAGACUGGGGACCAAAGACUUUGUGGGUCCAAGUGAAAGAGGAGGUGGCAGAGCUCGAGGAACCUUUCAGUUUCGAGCCAGAGGAAGAGGCUGGGGCAGAGGCAACUACUCUGGGAACAAUAACAACAACAGCAACAACGAUUUUCAAAAAAGAAACCGGGAAGAGGAGUGGGACCCAGAGUACACACCCAAAAGCAAGAAGUAUUACUUGCAUGAUGACCGUGAAGGCGAAGGCAGUGACAAGUGGGUGAGCCGGGGCCGGGGCCGAGGAGCCUUUCCUCGGGGUCGGGGCCGGUUCAUGUUCCGGAAAUCAAGUACCAGCCCCAAGUGGGCCCAUGACAAGUUCAGUGGGGAGGAAGGGGAGAUUGAAGACGACGAGAGUGGGACAGAGAACCGAGAAGAGAAGGACAAUAUACAGCCCACAACCGAGUAGGGGCCACCCUUGACGGGAUUCCUGCCCAGGGGAGAGAGGCGCUGGGAAGAUGGCUGGUGAGGAGCUUAACAGAGGAACCUCAAGAAGAUUCUGAAAAUCCUACCCCCACCCCCCACCAGCCGCACAGAUUGUACUACCGCGAGAGGCAUCCCUGGCGCUGUCUCCCACUGGACAGAGGAGGCUGGCCAUGGGGCCCAGGGGUCAGGCCCAGCUUUUGAGCAGAAUACAACGCAUUGGGCUUUAGCUGUUUUUCUCAUUUGUUGGUGUGUGGGGUGGGGGCAGGGGUAGGGCGGGAGAGCGAUGCUUGGAUUUUUGUUUCCUAUUAGAAACCAACAGUUUUGUUCUAAUUUCAUUUCAUUUGGAGCUAAGAUGACUAAUUUGAUGAUUUUCGAUCUCUUUUCCCCUGUCCUGAUUUUAAAAGCCCCCUCCUUUUUUUUUUUUUUUUUCUUUUUUUAGGCAUAUGUAGUAAUAUUAGAAACAUUUAAUUUGGGAAACUUUGAUUCUUGAAAGAGAAAACAAAAGCAUGUGAAUAAACUUUGAAGUGUUCACCUCAGUUUGGGACCAAACUGCUUGGAUCUUUGUAAAAACCGGUUUUGUAUGUCAAGGAGGAGUUUAAGGCCUUUCCGACCACCUUGUGUUCCCCUUUUCUGCGCAGCCAUGUAUCACGUGGAGUUGCUCCUUACCACACCUCACGUGCCCCUGAGCCCUAUUUCCUGAUUUCUUCUGGGCUGGACUUCCCCGUUCUCCACCAGCAGCUCCAGUAUCCCAAACUUUCUAGUCCUGCUGAUCCUCCCAGCAACGGGGUGGAAACUGGAGGGCAGUGUCUGGUCUGUUUUCUAAGAAACUUAUGAAUUCUAUUAUCUUUACAAAUAUGAGAAAAUUUUUUCAAUAUUUUUUAUUAAUCUUUUUAUAAAAUGAAAAGAAACUCCUAUGAUCGAUUAAGGAAGGUGGUUAUGGCUGGGUGGUUCAGGGGUUUUUUUGGGUUUCUUUUUUUUUUUCUUUGUCUUUUUAACCUUAAGCUGUUUAAGUUGAAGCAUUCUCAGAUGUUUGGGGGGAAACAUCCUCUUAAAAUGGGUCCUUGUGCUUGCCUUCUGGGGAGGCGGUCCUGAGCAGGUGAAUCAUAAGGCAUUUAUGCAUAUGUUAUAUGCGGACUGCACCCACCUCUCCCCCCCAGCCUUUGCCUCUUGCGUUGUUGUGCUGCUUUCCCCUUACUUUGCUACAUUUCUAUAGUUAAGUUGGUUUUACUUGAAUGAUUCAUGUUUAGGGGGAAAAUGAAAAUCUCCCUUAAAAUUUGUUUCAACUCCUCCUGCAAAUAAAAUAAAUGAAGUGGCAGAUGUAAA
Molecule: messenger RNA, 5782 nt
Organism: Homo sapiens (human)
Lineage: Eukaryota; Metazoa; Chordata; Mammalia; Primates; Hominidae
Gene: THRAP3
Product: thyroid hormone receptor associated protein 3
Exons: 12
Coding region: 1575-4442 (955 amino acids)
Biological process (GO): circadian rhythm
Cellular component (GO): mediator complex; nucleus; nuclear speck
Molecular function (GO): transcription coactivator activity; RNA polymerase II cis-regulatory region sequence-specific DNA binding
Source: RefSeq, a predicted model, not a curated record